Messenger RNA from Puccinia graminis f. sp. tritici CRL 75-36-700-3, 1598 nucleotides. RefSeq lists its product as uncharacterized. The transcript has 5 exons. The coding region runs from base 286 to 1287 and encodes 333 amino acids. The record is from RefSeq and is a predicted model, not a curated record. NCBI's taxonomy places the organism in Eukaryota, Fungi, Basidiomycota, Pucciniomycetes, Pucciniales, Pucciniaceae.
GAACUUGCAAAUCAAGUUGCAGCUCAAAUCUAUAUUCGAAUAUCAAACUAAACAACGUUUGCUGUCUUGAAGCACCGCCGCCCAUUUUCUGCCCUAACCAAAUACCUCGGUCAACGCCGCUCCCGACAAAAACAAUCGUCCUGGCACAAAUUCCAGAAACACAAUGAAUCUGCGCAAGAAAUUUUGCACAACACCGAGCUCAACAUUGGCCAGCGCAACAAGGCGUUAUCACAACUCUACAAACAAGCUGAACCAACCUCUUACAAUAAUCCUCUGGACGACCCAAUGGCAGAUCUCGACAGUGAUCCAAAUGCUGAAGAACGAGGAAGGUUUGGCCACAUAUUUAAAUCCGACAAGAAAGUUCAACAAGAAGUCAAGUUGUGGGCCGAAGGUGUUCAGCUCAAAUUGAAGGAGCUUGGCGACCAGUUUGGUAUUGAAGGCUUCCUCGUUCUUGCUGGGCAAGAACAUCGAAAACCCUUCUUCUUCCAAGGCGGCAGUUUCUAUGGCGAUGAAUAUCUUCGGGGCCUGGUUGAUGAAGGCGAUCCAAUCCGGGAAUUUGCUGUCUGGACCGCUGGAUCCAAAAAGACCAUAAAAAGGAGAAAAAAAAACAAGUCUAACCCAGCUGCUGCUCAACCUGGAAACAUCAUUGCUGAUCAGCCCCCAAAGAACAACAAAAAAUCUGCUUCAGCUUUGGCGAACCGAGAUGUUUGCCAAGGUGGUUUGGCCCAGAACCAUUCGUACAUCUCUCAAGAGCUCGGCAAGAUGUAUAUCGAAGUGCAGGAAAACAAAGUAAAGAAGGACACUCACUGGCCUGGAACUAAUACUGCUACAAAACUAGCAUUCUGCAAUCGCAAACUUGUUAUUCACGAAAACCCCGUUGGCCUUUCAGCAGAGCACCUAGUGAAUGUUCCAGUUAAGAAGAUGGAUAUAGAAACGACUUGGUUAGUUUUACGUGGAUUGAAGAACCACUGGAUCGAAUUGGUUGAACACCAAUUUGAUGUAGCUCCGAAAAAGCGAAGGGUGUGUAAACAAAAGGCCGCCGCAAUAGAAUCCCCUACCCAAGAGAUCAAUGCCGACAAGACCAAUGUAGCUUCAAAAUCAACUGUCCCACAAAAACGAAAGGCCUCCAAAAUCAAAUCGGCAACCCAAGAAAUCGAUGACGAGACUGAGGAGGAAGAGGAAGAGGAAACCGAUGAUGAGGAUGAGGAAGAUGAAGAUGAGCUGAUCAGCAAUUCCGAUUUUUUUGACAAUAGUGAUAACGAUGAAGAUGAAGAUGAAGAUUAUUAGAUUGAAUACAAACAAGCCCAAUACCAAUUGGUCUACUCUAACAUAUGGUUGCUUGCUGCUUGUUGAUUUUUAGUUUUUAUUUUUGCAUUCAAGAUGUUAAUUUAACCAUGUCCAUAUCUCCCAAUUGAAAUGUGAUUUCACUUCCCUGCUUAUGAACUUCAAAAAAUUAUUGGCACUUCUGAUGAAUAUAAAAUGAUCCAAAUCUACUGUGAAAAAAUGAAUCUCUCCAUGAUAACCCCAUAGUUUUCCAUACUAUACUGAUUGCUUGUUGUGACUGAUUUACAUAAGAAAUUGAGAUUCUGACUUACCCC